Molecule: messenger RNA, 450 nt
Organism: Dibothriocephalus latus
Lineage: Eukaryota; Metazoa; Platyhelminthes; Cestoda; Diphyllobothriidea; Diphyllobothriidae
Source: the annotation of a GenBank genome assembly
UGGAAAAUAUCGGAAAUGUUAGAGUACCGGGUGAAUGCCACGGUAGAUAGGGCGUUCCGACAUCCCCGCGGAUCCUUCACAGUCUACCGCGUAAUUAUCGAAAAGUCGUCGCAAGCCUUAGUUGAGGAACGGAUGCUCUUUAAACGGUACAGCGACUUCAAGCGCCUACACAAGUCCCUUCAGAGGGUUGUUAAGGAACUUGAAUAUGGAACACCCCUGCCCAGUCUGCCAAAAGAAACAUUUUUCAAUAGACUGGAUCCGGAAGUGGUGGAAUCACGUCGAGUCUUUCUUGACGCUCUCCUAAAAGUCAUUUGCUCAAAAGAGUGGUUAUUCUGCCACCAAACAUUUGCUAAAUUUAUCGUCGGUGGUGUGGUUCGGAGGACCGCUUUGCUGACCUGUGCACCUCCAACAGUCCCACCUCGAGACAUUCCGAACGACCUUCUGCACGCA